AUGUCCGAGGCCAAGUCGUUCCGCCAGCUCGCCGGUGUCCCGCCCUCCACGGCCAGCACCAAGGAUUCGGUUCUGGUCAUCAUCGACGCCCAGAACGAGUACGCCCAGGGCGCGCUCAAGAUUAAGAACGUCGAGGCCUCGCGCAAGAACAUCGAGGACCUCCUCGAGAAGUACCGCAAGGAUGGCGGACAGGUCAUCCACGUCGUGCACCAGGUCCCCGAAGGUACUCCCGUGUUCACUCCCGGCACCGAGCUUGCAGAGGAGUUUGCCGAGCUCAAGCCGACCGGCAACGAGGCUGUAGUCAAGAAAAUCCACCCCGGAUCGUUCGCGGAGACCAAUCUCGACUCUCUGCUUCAGAAGGGCGGAAUUAAGCGGCUUGUUUUGGUCGGGUACAUGAGUCACGUGUGUGUAAGCACGACUGCUCGUCAGGCAGCGCAGCGUGGAUACGAUGUUCUCGUUGUCGAGGACGCGAUUGGCGACAGGGACGUCCCCGGCGCCUCGGCGGAGCAGCUGGUCCAGACGGUUUGCGCCGAACUGGGCGACGCCUUUGGCACGAUCAUCAAGACCGCUGAGGUCAAGAACGCCUAA
This is a messenger RNA of Trichosporon asahii var. asahii CBS 2479, 588 nucleotides long. RefSeq lists its product as uncharacterized. Lineage: Eukaryota; Fungi; Basidiomycota; Tremellomycetes; Trichosporonales; Trichosporonaceae. The transcript is spliced from 3 exons. The coding region runs from base 1 to 588 and encodes 195 amino acids. The record is from RefSeq and is a predicted model, not a curated record.